UGGCGUUUUAUUGCUGCUUGCCACUUCACCACGAUUUACGUUUUAAAUUUAUCGAAGACAAAAAAAUUAGCAGCAGCUAAUUUUGCCUUCUGGUCAUCGGGCCUCAUUAUCUUGCAUGCGACUGCAGAACCCAUAAUGAUUGUUAGAAAGUGGGAGUUAUUGUAAUUUGUUGCACAUAACAACGAGUGUUGCAGCAUGAAGUCCGGUGGAAUAGCAAUUCCCGUGGAUGCAUCAUCCCGUGCAGAUCUGCAGUAUUCCAGUCCGUAUGGCGCCAACAAGCAGCGACGGCGCUUUGCCCUGGGACGCUCAUGGAAUCGUCUUUCAAAGCUCCAGCGCUAUCUGAUAAUCUGUUUUCUUCUCUUUAUUGUUUUUCUUAUUUUAAUUAAACUCCAAUCCACCGAUACCUCAGCGGAGAAUGCCGAGGGCUUUGCACCUAACCCGCGGAGGCAUGUCGCCAACAAUGCAGACAGUCAGCAUAUCAACCCGGAGGAAAUUGUGCUCGGUGAAGAGAAAGCGGCGAAAAAUGAGAAAGGAGGACGCUACAUAUCGCCCGACGUGGAGGGCAGUCCCGAUGAGGAAUUAGGCAAUGAUUCCGUGGGGGGUGGGUUGGGGGGCGACGGCGAGGGUGAUAACAAGGUUCCUGAUCACGACACAAAACAUGCUCGGGGGAAGCAUGGUGAUGCGGAAAAGGAGGGCAAACAGGAGAAGGUGGACCCCCUGGAAAGGAUACAGGAGGGUAUGGUGAUGCCUCGACCGAAGAUAUUUGCAGGAUCGGAUAAUGACAGGCAGAAGAAGGUAGUGGAAGCGUUUAUCCAUGCAUGGGAUGCGUACAAACGGUAUGCGUGGGGCCAUGAUGAACUGAAGCCAAUUUCCAGGACUUUUAAAGAGUGGUUCCAUAUCGGAUUGACGCUCAUCGAUGCACUGGAUACAAUGUACAUCAUGGGGCUUACAAAAGAAUUUGAAGAGGCCAAGAAGUGGAUUAGUGAAAGUUUAACGUUUGAAAAAGACGUGGAUGUGAAUUUGUUUGAAAUUACUAUUCGCGCAUUGGGAGGAUUAUUGAGUGCUUAUCAUUUAUCCGGCGAAGAUGUCUUCAGGCAGAAAGCACUGGAUCUGGGGGAUCGAUUAACGGCGGCUUUUGGUACCGACUCAGGAGUACCGUAUUCCGAUGUCAAUAUCAAGACACGCAAAGCACAUGCCCCCAAAUGGGGUCCGGAUAGUUCAUCGGCCGAAGUUACAACGAUUCAGCUGGAAUUUCGUGAUCUGAGCUACGUAUCCAAUGAUCCCAAAUAUGAGAAAUUUGCUUUCCGGGUAUCCGAGCAUUUUCACAAACUGGAGAAGAAAGACGGACUAAUUCCCAUCUUUAUUAACGCUGUCACGGGUCAGUUCCGAGCCGCUUCCACAAUCACCUUUGGAGCGCGCGGCGACUCGUAUUAUGAAUAUUUGCUCAAACAGUGGAUUCAAGAUGGGAAACGAACCGAUUGGUUACGAGCGGACUUUUUGGAUGCAGUCACCGGAGCUCAGAAGCAUAUUGUCCGAACGUCGGUGCCAAAUAAACUGGUCUUCAUUGGAGAGCUUCUUGGUGAGCGAUUUAGUCCGAAGAUGGAUGCCUUGGCCUGCUUUUUUCCUGGUACUCUGGCACUAGCUUAUAUGAAUGGUCUUCCGACUGAGUUAUUAACGCUGGCUGAACAGAUUGCCAACACCUGUCACGAAAUGUAUGUAAGAAUGCCGACGCAUCUUGCUCCUGAGAUCACCUAUUUCAAGGUGGAAGGCGGACUUGAAGUGCCACCGGAUACAGUGGAUCUGCAUGUUCGCGACAAUGAUGCGCAUGCGCUACUGCGACCCGAAUUCAUUGAAAGUUUGUUUUAUUUGUUCCGCAUCACGAAAAACACUACCUACCAGGAUUGGGGAUGGGACGUUUUUAAUGCUAUUGAAAAGCAUGCAAAGAUAAAGACCGGUGGAUAUGCAUCCAUACAAGACGUCCGCAAAGCGGACAACGUGGAACAUAGGGAUCACAUGGAAAGUUUUUUGUUGGGGGAGACUUUUAAGUAUUUGUACUUGUUACUGGGAACUGAUCAGACUCAACUGCCUCUUGAUGAAUAUGUCUUCAAUACGGAAGCGCAUCCUUUACCGAUAAGGAAAGGAUGAGUUGAUCGUAGUUUUAUUGCAGUUUGUGUGUUUGUUAACUUUUUUUUAAAUUUCUAUUUUUACUCCGCUAUGUGAUAAUAAUUUUAUUAAAUCUUGCAAAACGGCAGACAUUCGCUAAAGGGCGCGAUGCCGGUGCAGUUCUUGGCGCAGAGAACAAUCGGUUUACAAUUAUUUUCGUGUUUUUAUGUAUGUGUUUUUGACUUUACCAA
Molecule: messenger RNA, 2354 nt
Organism: Paramacrobiotus metropolitanus
Lineage: Eukaryota; Metazoa; Tardigrada; Eutardigrada; Parachela; Macrobiotidae
Product: endoplasmic reticulum mannosyl-oligosaccharide 1,2-alpha-mannosidase-like
Exons: 3
Coding region: 196-2145 (649 amino acids)
Biological process (GO): N-glycan processing; carbohydrate metabolic process
Cellular component (GO): endoplasmic reticulum; membrane
Molecular function (GO): mannosyl-oligosaccharide 1,2-alpha-mannosidase activity; calcium ion binding
Source: RefSeq, a predicted model, not a curated record